Messenger RNA from Homarus americanus (American lobster), 6672 nucleotides. Its product is annotated as zinc transporter 6-like. Bases 79 to 1890 code for a protein of 603 amino acids. The record is from RefSeq and is a predicted model, not a curated record. The transcript has 10 exons. Gene Ontology annotation, cellular component: membrane. Gene Ontology annotation, molecular function: monoatomic cation transmembrane transporter activity. NCBI's taxonomy places the organism in Eukaryota, Metazoa, Arthropoda, Malacostraca, Decapoda, Nephropidae. Gene Ontology annotation, biological process: transmembrane transport; monoatomic cation transport.
AGUGUGAGCAAUGUUUUGAUUGUGUUGAGUUGGAAGCUUCAAUGACAUCCUCAAGAGCUACCUGAGUACUUACUCGCCAUGAGCACAACUAUUACUCUCCAAGAUGAGAGAACCUGCUCACACAGUUCACAAUCAGAUUAUUUAAUAGGUAAUGGAGUUCGACAACGGGGAAAUACUUUGGAUUGUGAGGAAACUCCACGAUACUUUAUUCGGCCAUUUAAGGAGGGUGCAGCUACCUUGUCAUCACUUCAGUCGUUUAUUAAAGAAAUAACAUGGCUCUUCCAUCAACGUGAGGCACAGGAGACACUAGUCCUCGUGCUUGUUAACCUUCUGGUCACACUCCUGCUGCUCUCCUGGUGCCACGCCACACGCAGCAUGGCCCUUAUGGCAUACACCUACUUGUCGUGGUUCAGUCUUCUCAGUCUCAUUACUUGUCUGGUGUGUGUGUGGGCAGAAGGUCAGAAAGCUACCCAGAGCUUCACAUAUGGUUACCUUAGAUGUGAGGCCCUGGCAGUGUUUUCUUCCGUGAUGCUUUCUCUCCUCGGUGCUGUCAUCAUCGUUAAAGAAUGCAUCGAGAGAUUAUUUGAACCAGAAAUAAUUCAUACAGGAAUGUUAAGUAUUGGUGGGAUGCUUGGACUGGUGCUGCACCUUGGCAUGACCACCCUGGCCCACAACCCUCCACUGACACAGGUGCUGAGAGCUUCCCAAUCUUCACUUCUUCAGGAACAUGUGGCUGAUAUGUGCCGCAGUCUUUGCAAUUAUGUACCAUCAUUGACAAGAGUACUUCUGCCGAGAGUGGACCCAGUUGUUCUCAUAUCAAUUACUGGUUUUCUUGCAAUAUUGGUAGAUCAUCUUGUUCUCCAGAUGUAUAACUAUCAGGUAGCAGAUAGUGUUGCAGCACUGGUUAUUGCUCUCCUCACCAUCACCACCAUGUUUCCUCUGUGUGUGUGUUCAGCCAGCAUACUGCUUCAGACUACUCCAGUUAGUGUUUUCGCUCAGCUGGAUAAAUGUUUGCGUGAAGCACUUACCCUGGAUGGUGUGUUAGAGUUUCGCCACGAGAAUUUCUGGACACUAGGUGUGGAAAAUCCAUCAUGCAGAACAUCACAGUUAUGUAAGGACCCCAGUGGCUUCAUUCUCACGGGCAGCCUUCAUGUACGAAUUCGUCGGGAUGCCAAUGAACAGAUGGUAUUAGCUCACGUCAGGGAGAGGUUAUCUCCACUGGUUCCAUUGUUAACUGUGCAGGUCUUCAAGGAUGACUGGACCCGCAGCUCGACCACUUUGCAACUUUUGAAUGACUCUGCACGGGCCUUAGCCACGUCACCCUCCCACUCACCGCACUAUGUUAAUGUUACCUACCCACAGGUGUACCCACCAACAAAAUCUCCCACAGUAAGCUCCUCUUUUCAAUCUCAGGCAUAUUACCCAACCCUUCCACGCCCUCCAUUUUCCCAUACAGUGCCUCAGGGAUAUGUGGCAACCAAAUCACCUUCCUUGAUGUCUUCCAUGAUUCCUGGCACUUCCACCACCAGUAGUUUAACUGUAGGUAUCAGCAAAAGUGUUUUAGACACUAAAACUACUGUAAGUAUCAAACAGAACCGUGUUGACGAUGAAUUAAGCAGUUCGGAUCCUUUGUUAUAUGGAAAUUCGGAUACUGAGGCUUUCAAAAGCACACCUGAUUUGUCUGCUGGAGGGUCAGGAGAAAAGGCAGUCAGUUUACAUGAUUGGGCAUCUGGGAGUAAGUCGAGUAUAGGUAGGGAGGCACACAGUCAGAAACCAUCGCCAUAUUACGUAAAUGUAGAUUUCUCCAGCAGAUCAAACAUUUUGCGCGCUCCAACGGAAACACCUCAAAGUAAGAUUAGUAAUAAUAGUAUUGAUCACAGUCCAAGAUAAUGUUCAGUUUUAUAUCUAGCAAAGUUAUAUUUUAUAAUUGGUAAUGUAUUUUCAGAGAAUGAUCCUGAUGUAAUGGAUAGUGUAAUACUUCAUAAUCUCUGUAGUAGAGUUCAGUCUUAGAUGAUGGGCAGACCUAUGUGUGUGCAGUUUGUAAUGGUGCACAUAACUGGUAAUAUAGACUAGCUCAUUGGCAAAAAAGCUCACACACAAGCCCCACUCAUUUCAUAUAUGAAGAACUGAAGAUACAUGUCCCACUCAACUCAUAUAUCACCAGGUGAAAAUGUACAUCUCACUCAUUUCAAGUGUGAAAAUUAAAAAAAAUACUGAUCCCACUCAGUACAUGAGGAUGUGAAUGUGCUGUAUAUAAUUCUCACUCUUCAUAUAUGAAGUAGGUUCAUCUGGGAAGGUAAAAUGCAGACCCUGUGGGCUUCUGGGGAUCCUAAGUGAUGAGCAGCUCCUCAAAAUUUUGCCUGUUCUAUCUACUUCAUUCACUAGAUGGUAAAGCAGAUGAUACAUUGUGCAUUUUGUAAUUUUUUCUAUGUUACGGUUGUAUUUUUAUUACUAAAUAUUAUAGAAUAAAUAUACCCUGUAUAUUGAAAAAUAAUCAUAAUUAUACAAUAGCAAUGAUGGCAUUUACUCAUUCCCUCACCACAGUGUUUGAGUAUGGUAUCAGUGUAAUAGAUCUUCAUAUUUAUCUGAGAAAUAUUUCCAUGAAUAGAUCCUUAUACGACAGUAAUAUUAGAACCUUUUAUGAGAUAUAGUAUAAUUUAAGUUAUAUGUACUUGUAUAUGUUAUAUUGUCAUGUCCUGUGCAAGAACUAUAUUUUUAUGUACUGUAUUAGGAUACGUCUCACUUGUUGCUAUUGUGCUUUUAAACUGCUUCUGUUGGUUGCACAGUACAAUAAUCUCUUAUUAAACUUUUGACAAUUUGUACAAUCUUGUUGAAAUUUUAUGAUACAGGUAUAUACAAAAAUCAUCCUUGUCCUUUUUUUUACAUGACCUGUGUGUUAUCAGUGAGUGACCUGUAAAAUUUGUACAGUAACUAAUUGUUUUUAUUCAAGGUUGCAUUCCUGAAGUGGUAGCGAAGUGACACAAUUGUGGAUGUACUAUAUAAUGGGGAACAAGGGCUUAGGAUUUAGGAGUCACUGAGACCAUCCAUAACUGGAAUAUUUACCUCCUAAACAUGGUACAGUAUUAUAACACCUUAUAUAGCAUCACUUGUGCAAUAAAAGGCAAAAUCAAACAUACAUAGGCUUUACUAGUCAAUAGAUUAGUUAUUAGUAAAUAUCUUUUAUGCGAUAAGGUCUGGUAAAUGUAUUCAGUUUGGCACCUCACAACCCAACACUCACCACUCUUUGUCCUGUGCAGCAGUGUAUAAAUGUAAAAUAAUAAUAUAUGCACAAAUAGAAUGGGUUUAGUUUAAAAGAGUAUUUUAUGAUGUUCAAACAUGACACCUGGGAUUGGUAGCUUACCUCUCAUUCAUCAUUCUGUGACUAACAACCAACCAUCCUCCCAUAGUGUCCAUUUAUGUAAUUCAGUAUCAGCUGUAGUGUAGUGUAGACGUUAGCUACCCUCUCCGUGGGACUACUGAGUUAGAUUUUAGUAUGGAAACUACAUUAUUACAGAGACCUAUUUAAAAAGAGAAAAAAAAUCAUGUACUAUUUUUCAUUGCGUUGGUGUGAGUCGCAUAAUAACACGGGUUUAUUGAACUACCUAAACACAGCCCCUGGUGAGCCUGCCGCUAAGCUGAGGACAUACUGGUAGUACAUUUAACUGCAGUGUACAGUCCAUUAAGCAAACUAAUAAUGCCAAAUAGAGUACAACCUUAGAGUUUUGCACACCCAAAAGCUGAAAUGGUUGUGAAAGUCCAAUUUUUGCUAAAUAUCAGUGAAACGUGUAAAUAUCUGUAACCAUGAUGCCCCGUACAAAACAGUAGUGAUGAAAUGUAUAGAAUAACACACAAAACAAUACAGUAUUACCUAGAUAUAUAUUAGGAUGCAUAGUUAACACCAGAGUGGUCCCAAAUACUGUCACAGGAGAACAUACAAGAUAGUUUUGCUAAUAUCGUGCACCCAUAACAGCUGCUAAGUUCUUGACUGUGGCUGUGGGUCCCUUCUAAGUUCUUAGUGAUGGUCUCAGUCAUAAAAUGGGAUUCCAGGAUCAAUUCACCAUUUUCAGUGGAUUAUCACUUUAUUUAUUAUUAGUUUUCUUUUAUUUUAAGGAGCUGGAUAACCUAACCUCAACUAUAAGGCUAGAAGCAGUAAAUAAGGUAGGGUACAGCCGAGGUCAAAAGUCUUGAACACUUAGCAAUAUCUGGCAUCUACUUCUGAGUUAUACAUAUAUGAUUGGGAUAUACUACUUGUCAUCACAUAUUAUGCCUGAACCACAAAAUGGGAUAAAACUCUCCUUUAUACCUAAGAUCUUCGGGUACUUACAUGCCAAAUACUGUCAAGUGUUCAAGACUUUUGACCCCGACUAUACAUUUUCUGUUGCAUAGUUGAUACUUUCUAAUAGGGAUAUACAGUACAGGUAUCCCCCAAUUUGUAUUCACGUUAAUGAGGUUUUAACAUUUCUUGCAAUUUACGCAAGGCAAAAUCACCGUUAACGAUAUUUAUUGUUAGGCUAAACUAGCUGAUGCAGAAUGUAAACACUGGGAAGUGCAUACUGUAUUUCCCUUCAUUUGGCAAAUCCAAGAUGGACAAUAUGUGCACAAGCUGCUUUUCCAUUCUCCGUGUGCCGCUUCACGGCCACUAUGCAAACUACAGUCCAGCACUUUGUUUCAACAUGAUCACAUCUGCCCUCGCUAGUGUAACAAACGUUAUCCUUCUUAAUCAUUGCAUAAUUUUGUGGUCACUGUGAUACUUUGCCGUUAUUUGUGAGAGGAAAAAAUUAUCUGGACGAUAAUGUUUUAGUGUCUGAAGUGAUCAGUGUAAAACACUGUAACUUUGAAAAUGGCUAGCAAGUGUCCCGUCGGAGUCAGAUUGAUGUCACCGCUCCUUUAACAAGAGUUCCCUUAGCUUCGGAGGAGACAUGCGAUGAUGACCAGGCUUGUAGUUGUUAAUGUGGUGAGUGUUGUUUAACUUUUUAUUAUUUAUUUGAUUUGUGUAGGAUCGUAUUUUCUGUGUUAUAUGUCUGUGUCGGACAGGCCAGGAACAUAUCCCACUGAAAUCCAUGCAGCAGCUCUACUGACAAAUGAUAUCCAUCCAGUUUAGAAUUACAGAAGUCACUCACUGCUAACCUACAAGUCAUAAAUGAAACCUUGAGGAAUAACGUAGGAAAUUUAACUUUAUGACCAAGUGGAAGAACCAAGUCUUGUGGUUUCCCUCUCUCCUCCCUUAUUGGGAUUAGAAAUUGACAGGUAGUACUGAAACAGGGAAUGUUUACCAGACUGGAUGUAACAAGUCAGUCUUCCCAAAAGUCAUAAAUGUUUUCCUUCUUGCAAGUUCCUUUCCACUGUAACAUAGGGAGGCAGGUGCUUAACUUAAGGGCAACACGACACAGUACUCACUUAUUCAUUGCAGUGGUUGUAACUAUGUGUACUGCUAUGGUGUUCCUCCACAGUAAGGCUCGAAAAUUUUCCUUGCAUUCACUUUUUCCAUUUCAUCAAAGUUUUUUAUAUAAUUCCUAGAUAUCUGUAUAGCACAUAUCUAGAUUUCUUUCUCUUGAUUAUAUUCUUUGAAAUAUAAAUCUUUAGUCAUGUAUGUUGCCUGAUAUAUUAGAAGGAAGAAAUACCUAAACACAUUCAGACAUUUAACUCAUGUUAAAGAACUUCUUUGCAUGUUUCAUCAUAUACUGCUUAUGGGAUUCACAGUGGUAUAAAUUUUAACACCAGUUCAUGAAUAUUAAAAGAGUUCCAUAUACUUGGUAUCGUUAACUAAAUUAAGACUUCUGAAUAUUGCUAUAUAUUUUCUUAAGUCUCCUCCAUUUAGUGCAGUAGUGUUAGUGAAGAUCCUUGUUGUAGAAAUGGAACACCAUAUUAGGAUACGUGUUACAGCAGAGAAGAGAAAGAGCGAUAGCAAAUAAAGUUUGUUUAAUCUUGGUUCCGUCUACCCUGCGCUAUAGAAGGACAGGGCUUGCAAGAGUGAAUGAAGUUGUUGCUCAUAUGAGUUAAAGGUAAUCAUAACAUGGCCAUUUAAUCUGUUCAUCAGUAGUUUAAAAUGUAAUGUUUUAUCACCAUUUUAUCUUCAUCAAACUCAAAAUAUAAAAUAUUGUUAAUUUCAUCAUCCAACUGUUUGCUAGGCACAGUGCUAAUGGGCUAGAAUGGACCUGUUUUAUUUGCAGUAUGAGUAUUCAACUUUUUUUUUUUUUUUUUACAAUACCCUGUACUUAAUUUUACUUAAGAAGGAAUCUGCUUUAAAUACAAGAAUAAAUUACUGUACUGUACUAUAUAUUGGUCUUCAGCUUCCACUCCUGUGUAGCCUUUAUUAAAUGGAUAUAAUAUUGGAUAGCUGAUCUCAUCUUGAUUUGGAGUGUGACCAACAUUCCUCUCCAUGUUAGGAUGCUGUGUAUGUAUUAGUUAGUGUACUUGCCAUAUCAUUAAGGUUUAUGUUUAUCCAUGUGAGAUAAGUUUUAUACUGUUCUUCACUUUCAUCUGGAUGCCUCUUAAGUACAGUGCAUCAUUACUUUUUACAAUACAUUUGACAUUCAACAUAAUUUAUUCCAUGUUUAUGGCAUAAUUUUAUAUCUUAGUGAUGUUUUGUAAGUGAACUGAUUGUCAUUUGUAAAUUACCAGAAGUCAUUAUCUCCUGCAAUAUUUGUACAUACAAUAUAUUCUUUCUCAGUA